GGGGGGAGCUGGGCAGAUGUUCCUGGAAGAGAAGAAGAAGAAGAGGAAGAAGAAGAACAAGAAGAAGAGGAAGAAGAAGGAGAGGAAGAGAGGAUAUUUCUGCAGAAGAAGAAGGACUCAAAGGAGAUAUGGCUGAAGAUGUCCGUGGACUCUGAUAACUCCUGUGUUCUGUUGUCAUCGCGAGGCUCCAGGACUUCCUGCGUCUUCCAGAACGAAGACGAGAAAGAUGACAUCCCCGGCGCGGGAGAGGAGAGCGUUCUGGAGAUGCUGAGCUACUCCAAGUUCUCUGACCUGGAGACCUGGCUGUGCAUGCCGUCCUCUCUGCUGCUGCCUCGGGCGCUGGACUCCACCUGCUCCUCCUCUUCCUCCUCUAACAACUCAUCCUCAUCACAUGCAUCCCACCCCUCCUCACAGCCGCCUCCUCCUCCUCCUCCCCCACCUCCCGUCGCUCCACCUGCAGCGAUCCUGGAGAGAUGCCGCCGAGGUCCUCCUCAGAGGUUGACUCCCCCCUCCUCACCUCUGCUCUGGGGGAGGACAUGCCGUUCCUGCCCCCCCCCCCUCCUGUCCUCCACCCCCGCCCUGCAGUCGAGGGGAGACUGCCCCCCCCACAGCGGUGUCAGCGUCAGGAAGCGGCGCCGGAUCGCUGCCAGUCCUGGAGGCCUGCACUGGACCUCUGCAGUGGUUCCCCUGGCUUUACUUCAUAUUGAAACAUCAGUUUUGGUGACUCAGGACUCAGCAGGUUCGGUGCAGAGAGACUUCUGGUCACCUGAUCCCUCCCAUGGCAGAGGGGCGAGGAGCGCCCCCCCCUCCUCCUCCUCUCUGUGGGGGGGGCCGCAGAGGAAGACGGUGUGUGAAGACGAGCGACUGCAGCCUCACCUGAGACUGCUGACUCACCUGGAAAGAGGAAGGAAGCUGCGCGGCAUACAGAGUCCGGUCUCCUCCGGCAGAUACGACUGCAGGAAGAAGUCUGACAGCAGGGUCUCUCGGUUGGCUCAGCAGUGGAACCGUUCUGAAGGAGAUGCUCUGAUACUGAAGCCGCUGUUCUACACGGGAACCUCUCGCUCCUCACUCAGCCUGGACAGACGCCUUCCGGGCGUGAUGAUGCAGCAGAUGCAGAACCUGCAGCUGACUCAGAACAGGAAGUGCCCCGGAGGUCCCGCCUCCCCCAGCGCCGCCAAGCGUCUCUACAGGAACCUGUCGGAGAAGCUGAGGGGGAGCACCUCCUCCUUCGAGGACACGUACUUCUUCGGGAAGACCGACCGCCUCCGCAAAGCCUCGGCGAUGCAGGGCAGCGACUGUAUCUUCGAGGCGGUGGAGCAGCAGGACCUGGACUCGGUGCAGAUCCUGCUCUACCAGUUCUCCGCAGAGGAGCUGGACCUGAACACCCCGAACAGCCAGGGCCUGACGCCGCUCGACAUCGCCAUCAUGACCAACAACACGCCCAUCGCCAAGCUGCUGCUGAAGGCCGGGGGCCGGGAGAGCCCGCACUUUGUUAGCGUGGAGGCUCGGGAGGCUCUGAUUGGCUCCCUGGUGCAGGAGGCGGAGCUCCGGGCGGCGGAGCUGUCCUCUCAGGCUCAGAGGGAGGGUCUGUCUCUGGAGGCCUGUCAGAAAGACAAGACGCUGCGGGCCUGGGAGUGGAGGAGCAAGCUGUACCGCCGCAUGAGGACCGGCUUCCUGCACGCACGAGCCCCGGAGGCCCCAUCUGCAGUCCGCCUGAGUGUGAGCAGCAGCUCGUCCCUGAGCGUCACCUUCCAGGAGCCGCAGAGCCUCAACUCUACUGUCAUCUCCAAAUACAGAGUGGAGUGGAGCUGUCUGCAGGAUUUCUCUCUGCUGGCUGGAGAGAUGCUGCUGGAGAAUCUGCAGAGCCUCAGAGCCACCAUCAGCAACCUGACCACGGGUCGUCUGUACUACGUCCGGGUGUUGGCCUACAACAUGAGGGGGUGGGGGCCUCCAGCCGGAUCAUCACCCCCUUCUGCUGCUCCGUCCAACUGGAGGGAGUGUGAGGGCCAGGGUCCCCGCAGGAGGGGCCACAUCGAGGUGAUGGAGAGGCUGCUGCAGCAGGUCCGAGCGACACACACACACUACUGCUGCACAGACUCGUCGAAGCUGCAGAACCCCAGCAGGAAGCAGUCUGUCUCCCGGAGUCUAAAGCACCUCUUCAACUCCUCCAACAAGUUUGUGAAGACACUGAAGAGGGGCGUGUACCUGGCGGCUGUGAUCCACCAUAAGGAUAGCCUGCUGGUGACGGCGGAGGACCAGAUCCCCAUCGUGGAGGUGGACGACUCCUACAGCAGCUCCCUGAUGCAGGACUUCCUCUGGUUCACCAAGCUCUCCUGUAUGUGGGAGGAUGUGCGCUGGUUGAGGCAGAGCAUGUCUGUCUCCACGUCGUCGUCCUCCACGCUGCAGGCCCGACACAAGAUGCUGACCGCCGCCGGACAGAUGCAGAACCUCCUGGGGACACACAACCUGGGCCGGGUGCACUACGAGCCCAUCAAGGAUCGCCACGGUAACGUGCUGCUGGUGACGACGCGCGAGGCCGACAGCACGCACACGCUCUGCGGCGGGAAGUGGACGCCCGUCAGCAAGCUACAGAGCCAGAGGAAGUCUCUGUCGACGCCCGAGGAGCCGUACGCCCUUGACAUCCUCAUCAUCACCAUCCAGGACAUCAUGGCGUACCAGCGGCGCGGGGCCCUGCGGCUGACCCCCGGGCUGUACCUGGGCUUCCUCAAGCUAAGCAGCUCUGUGGACCAGAUCAGAGUCCUGGUGUCGCAGAGAAGCCCCAACAUGCUGUGCCACACACGGGUCCGAGACAACGGCAACGUGUCCAGGGAGGAGUGGGAGUGGAUCCAGGCGCUGGCGGCUGCAGGUGAGAGGAGCGAGGAAACAGAGUCACGUCCUGAGAGCAACGCCCCCUUACUGUACUACGAGCUGCAGACCUCCAUCAAAGCUCUGCUGAAGCACCUGAACCUACCUCUGCAGCAGUCCCGCCUCCUGCGCCUGUACUCCCAGGAGGUGGUGGAGCUCGGUCACGGCGUCUCCUUCCUGCUCCUCCUGCCGGCCGCCGACGACGUCUGCUCGGCCCCCGGACAAUCGAACGCCUACACCCUGUCCGGCUUCCUGCACCUCCCCCUGCAGAUGUUUGAGCUCGUCCACUUCUGCACGUACAAGGAGAAGUUCAUCAGUCUGUACUGCCGCCUGUCCUCCGUGCUGGACCUGGACGCUCUGAUUACCCAGCAGGCAUUGCGGGAGGCCAUCACCGACAGCGAGGUGUCCUCCGCCAAACAGAGACACCAGCUGAUCCUGGACUACAUCCAGCAGCUGGACGAGGUGCGGCGGGACCUCCGGUGGAUCACCGAUGCUCUGCAGUUCGCUCGGUACCGGCAGCCCCGUGGCGGCGUCCCCGUCUCCGUCCUCGUGGACGCCAACGCUCCCCCCGACAGCGAGCAGAAGACCGACUCCACCUCCUCCAACAACGACUUCAUGCCCACGCCCUCCCCCUCCCCCGAGCCCCGCCGCAGGAAGCCCCCCAGCGACUCCCUGCUGGGCUCCGAUGAGGACGGGUCCUCCGAAGUCUUCCUCCCGACCGACAGCGACUACGACUCCAGCGACGCCCUGAGCCCCCGGGAGCUGGACCUGCUCUACUCCCCUCCCCAGGAUCUGUCGCAGCAGGCCUUGCACUCGCUGGGCGGCAGCGCCCCAGACGUGCUGCAGAUCCACGAGCUCAGGUACAGCGUCUGCCCCCCCUCAGACCUCCUUCUCUCCUCUGAGGUGAAGGACCCCCCCCUGUCCUCCACCUUCUUCCCUCUCUCCCCCUCUCCAUCAAAAGACUCCCCUCUCUCCCCCUUUCUCCCCAUGUCCCACCCCCUCUCUCCGGGUCUCUCGGACACUACCCGGAUCCUGGAGGACCUCUCCCUCUCUCCUCCCCCUCUGAGACCUCUCUGUAACCCCCCCUCCAAACGAAAGCUCCUCUCCCGGAGCCAGCGGGGGGGUGCAUACUUCAACUCUCCGCGCUGGCUCCGGGGUGAGGAAGGGGGGUCUCUCUCCGAGGGGGUGUACACCCAGCAGCCGGACCUCCCCGCUCCCGCUGACUCCCCCACCUUCGUGAGCCACGCCUCCUGUGUUCUGGAGAGCCGAAGGGGGAGGCAGCGGGGGGGAGGAAGGCCCCACGUACGACGCAUCUUUGUGGAGCCGGCGAGGGGGGAGGAGAGGGGGGAGGCAACGGGGGUGUCGGUGGUGGUGGAGGAGGAGGGAGGCACACAGGAAGUGGAUUCUGACGACCAGACGAACGCCCAGGUGUCGGAGAUUCUGAGCAGCUCGCUGUGACGAAGCAGCGCCCCCCCCCAUCAGCUCUCCACAGAUUGUAAACUGAAUAAAGUUGCUGGUUCAACUCCGCCUCACGGACCCACGGCUUCGACUGUUACAGAAACAAUCAAUGCAAGGAGACGGACCCCCCCGCUCCUCCUGACGGACACUUUGCACCCUGACCAAAACCUGCCGGUGGAUUCACUGAACACGCUAAGGCACCGUUAACGUGUUUAUUAUUGAAGUAUCUCUGGAUCCGUGGCAUGGACUGUGCUCUGCCUGUGUGUUUGUGUUCUGCUGCAUCUGUUCACUGUAGUUUCAAUGGGGGGGGGGGGGGUAUUGAAUGGGCCCCUGGAGCUGUCAUUGAAUGUUUCCUGUUGGAAUCAUACGACCACGCAGAGGCUGAAUGUGAUGCCAAACACACUCCUCAAUAACCAGCAUCACAUCAAUGAGGGACUCAAAACCAGUCCAGAGACAAAUACCCCACGAGAGGAACUAAAACCAGUCAAAGGGACUCAAAACAACCAAGAACAGAAGCAGGAAUAAUAGAGACAUGACUCCUCAGAUAUUCAAAAAAGACUCCAAACCACGACAGAGACUGAAGACAAGGACCAAAGCCACUAGAGAGGGACCACAGACACUAGAAGAGACCAGAAGAGACUCCAAACCACGACAGAGACUGAAGACAAGGACUAAAGCCACUAGAGAGGGACCACAGACACUAGAAGAGACCAGAAGAGACUCCAAACCACGACAGAGACUGAAGACAAGGACCAAAGCCACUAGAGAGGGACCACAGACACUAGAAGAGACCAGAAGAGACUCCAAACCACGACAGAGACUGAAGACAAGGACUAAAGCCACUAGAGAGGGACCACAGACACUGGAAGAGACCAGAAGAGACUCCAAACCACGACAGAGACUGAAGACAAGGACUAAAGCCACUAGAGAGGGACCACAGACACUAGAAGAGACCAGAAGAGACUCCAAACCACUACAGAACCACUAAGAAGAGAGACAGAGACACUAGAGGGAGAUGCAGAAAGAGGACAAAAAUAGUACAGAUUGCCUAUAAACAGGGGUGGGGUUGGGGGGGCUUUUACCCCUCUGCCCGGGGGCCCACUGUCCUUGACUCCGUGCACAGGUCUGAUGUUUAAAGACAUGGUAAAUCUGUACGGGUCCCGCCUCAGUGACACUCCGAACCUUAAAGUAUUUUUGUAUUCUAUCAGCGGAUUAUUUUGUGGGCAUGAAGUAUUUUGUAUCUGUCGUUUAUCGUCCAGUUUGUGCCUCGGCUGGUUCUGCAUGGGGGGGUCAGAGGUCAGGGGAAGGGGUCGGUGCUUCAGUGUCUGUUUUCUGGCGUGGCACCGACACGUAUGCACAAGUCUCCGAGAGAGUUCCUGUUUGCACAUCACGGAAUAAAAGCUCAGGCGUUCCCUGGGGCAGCUCCGCCCCGUUAGGAGACACCUCCAGGUCCAGUUCCCCCCUCACUACAGGUCCAGUUCCCCCCUCCCUACAGGUCCAGUUCCCCCCUCACUACAGGUCCAGUUCCCCCCUCACUACAGGUCCAGUUCCCCCCUCACCACAGCAUCAGUCCUGCAGGCGCCUCUAGAGUUCCUUUACCUCCUUUCUGUAACCAGAACCGGCCCUUGUGCCUCACUAUUUGGGCAUUGAUUAUGCACUGUUGUGAUUGAUAUGGCACUGCACUGCUAUUGGCCAGCGCUCCAACACACUGUCCGUGAUAGGCUCACUUCUUUUAGUUUCCAGGACUAAAGGAUGCUUGUGUCCAUCAUGCCUGUACCUAAAUAGGAGAAAGGGCAUUUGUUUGUUCUGCACCUUUGGUAUUUAAUAUGUUGCUCAGAGAAAUGAAUCUUGUUUAAGUUUUUUAAUCCAGAAAUUGAUUUUUUUUUAUAUUCCUUUGAGUGUUGAUAAUGAAACCCAGCUUUAAAUCAAACUGACGGAGCGGGAACAGAGACACGUUAAUAUUCUAAACCGUUUAUCUGAGUCGAUGUUUGGACUCGUCUGUUGACGCUUUUAUUCUGAAAUGUUAGCACUUCCUGUUUCCAAACGGCUCCGAAACUGUUUGUAAUGUUUGUGCAUGUAUUUAUUUUGUUACCCAGACUGAGACUCUGUAUAUUUGUGCAUCUCUAUGAUCCUCACGUUAUUUAUUUCAGAUGUUUUUAUGGCUCCGUGUUGCUGUGCGUUUUGCAUCAUGAGUGGAUGUGUUUGCAGAAGUGAAAUAAAGCGUCUCAUGUUGGA
Molecule: messenger RNA, 6558 nt
Organism: Eleginops maclovinus (Patagonian blennie)
Lineage: Eukaryota; Metazoa; Chordata; Actinopteri; Perciformes; Eleginopidae
Gene: ankfn1a
Product: ankyrin repeat and fibronectin type III domain containing 1a
Biological process (GO): establishment of mitotic spindle orientation; regulation of establishment of bipolar cell polarity
Cellular component (GO): spindle
Molecular function (GO): protein binding
Source: RefSeq, a predicted model, not a curated record